This is a messenger RNA of Lactuca saligna, 1758 nucleotides long. NCBI's taxonomy places the organism in Eukaryota, Viridiplantae, Streptophyta, Magnoliopsida, Asterales, Asteraceae. The record is from the annotation of a GenBank genome assembly.
UGAUGAACAGAUCAAUCAAACCUCUGAUUUUUUAGAUCGAUAACGGAGACUAAUGCUACUCAGCAUCUUCGAUCCUCAACUAAUGGCUAUCAAUGAUCCUAAAUAGAGAGAGGAGGAGGAAGUCGCUGCUGUUGAUGACGAAGACACCGUUGCCUUCUAUUUUCACCCUAAUAGACGCUCUCAGGUCUUAGCAUCUUCGAUCCUCAACUAUAAUGGCUAUCAAUGAUCUCGUACACAGAGAGGAGCAGGAACUAGGGGGUCAACUGAUGAGUAGCUAGACGAUUCAUCAUGUUCCAGAUUUUAUUCAUCAUUUCAACUGGACAAAGAUCCAGACUUGCAUCAUCUUCAGUCGGCAACGCCACCAAUGACCCACCCCCGGCGCAUCCGGUGCUCACAGACAAUCCUUCCUAUUUCUAUUAUUCCAUCCAUGAGCUUCAAGAAGAAGAAUAAUCAUGCUCAUGGAGUACAACCUAGGGAUCAUGGGAGCACCGAAUUCUUUGAUCCAUUAAGGGGGCAAUCAACAGAAACCUUGGAGCCAGUUGAAAAUACGGCAGUUGUAGAAAAACUUCCUGCUACCCAACCAACCUCUCAUCUCUCUUCAAAGAAAGAGUUGACAUCCUUUAAUAAGCUACUAAUGAAGAGAUUUCAUGUCCAAAAAAUGAUUUCAGUUUCUUCGUCAGAUGAAUUGAAUGAUUCUCAAAAGUUGAAGGAAGGAGGAUUCAAGAUUGUUAGCCAGCAGGCGUACAUUAAACGGAUGCAUGGACUUAAAGAUGAGAUCAUGCGUUCUUGGCAUUCUGAGGAUCGUGUAACAACCUUAAAGUUAUCAAUUAAGGUUGCUAGGCUUCUGAUGGACACAUCUGUGGCACAAUUUUAUCCUACAAUAUUUGUUCUUGGUGUUGAUAUAAUGGACAUGCUUGGUGAUAUGGUAUGGGAUCGAAUUAAACAGAAAGUCGAGUUUGCAGAUGAUGGAACCAAAAUAUGCUCUUUAUCAGAUGACUUUGAUGCAAAUAGUAUAUGCUUUGAAGCCAAAGAGGAAGGAUCAACAAAGGAGUACUGAAAUUUUCAUAUUUGACAUUGUUGAUUUUGGUCAAGCCUAUGAAAACAAAGGUUAAAACAUACAUGUUAAGUCUCUAAUGGUGAGUUACCUUUUAAGUUACUAUGAUUUAAAUAAUCUUUGGAUAUAAGAUGACGUAUUUCAGUUGUUAUUUGCUUUACAGUUGUUGAUUUGGAGGUUUUAAGUAGGAAUAGACUUUAAUUUUUGAAAGAUUUGAGUAAUUGCCUAUCUGUCCUCCUCAACACAUACUGCUAUGUCAAUUUUAUGUUGCAAAAGAACUCAAUUCCAUGGCAUCUCGACCAUGAGGUUGUCAUAUAUAAAGUCCUUUUUGUUUAUUGUGUUGUCAUUUACUAGUAAGAAGUCAUUGUCAUUUACUGUUAAGACGGUGCUCUAUUUUUCUUUUCAUAGGUCCAAUGAUAAUAGUUUUUCCUGAUAUUUAUGUUUUUUUAGGAAAUUUUCAUGACCCAGUUUUGUGAACUGGCAUCUGGAUUUAUGAGAAUCUUUUUUGAUUGUAAAUGAAUGAGUCUUUUUUCUAUUAUUACUAGAUUGAUUUUGGAUGGUAACUAUUUAUUAAAUAUUAAUUUGUCUUUUUUUUUUCUUAAAAGUUUGUGAAAAGAAAAAGCCUUGUUCUGCAUAGAACCAUAUAUGUUUUUUUAAGUCAAAGAGAACUAGAAUGUUAAAGUUUAAUGUUUCAUUUUUUUUCA